This is a messenger RNA of Salpingoeca rosetta, 1434 nucleotides long. RefSeq lists its product as uncharacterized. The transcript has 2 exons. Lineage: Eukaryota; Choanoflagellata; Craspedida; Salpingoecidae. Bases 1 to 1434 code for a protein of 477 amino acids. The record is from RefSeq and is a predicted model, not a curated record. Gene Ontology annotation, molecular function: protein binding.
AUGGUUGUGCUGUGUGUCCUGCAACGCGUGGGCUUUGGCCACACUGUAGCAAUCCCAUCGCACCCGCCCGUGCUCACAACAGCUCCUGCUGAGCAUAAUGGCACCACUGUUGUGGCCAGCGCCACCAGCGCCACAACCGCCAGCAGGACCGCUCGCACACAACACACUUCUCCACAACACCGCAGCAGCAUCCACGCCCGCAUCCCGUGCUUCGCUGCGCUUGCCGCUGUUGCCCUUCUCACGCUUGCGGUGGGGAGUCUUGCUGGGUCUGGGCGCGCGUCGCUGACGCAGGACGCGAAUGGAACCGUGCAUUUGCGCACCAGCGACCCGUCCCAGCGCGUGCUGGUGAACGAUGUAGAUGUGCUCGGUGUCUUGCGUGAGCUCCAGAGCCAACAAGGCGUGCUCGACACACUGAAGGUUCGCAUGUGUGCGGGCGUGGAUGCACUCGCCACCAUUGGUGGUCCCUUCACUGCUCCGUACUCCGACGUCGUUGCAGCGCCAAACGGCAUUCUUUAUGGCAUUCCAAGCGUUGGCGAUGAGGUGGCCUGGAUCAACCCUCGCACCGGACAGGUCGGAACCGUCCUCAUUCGGAACAUCAAUUGGGCUUCAAGUUUAUACUGGGCCAGUGGGGUACUGGCAAGCAAUGGCAAAAUCUACGGUACGCCUGCCAAAGCGCAGUUUGUCCUUAUCAUCGAUCCGGCCACCAACACCGUGGAUGUGUCCACAAUCGAGGUGCCUGUGCCGCCAGUCGACCCUCAGAAUGCGCAGUGGGCGGGCGCCGUCCUUGCACCCAACGACAAGAUCUACGCCGUUCCCCGCCACGGCACAAGCGUCCUCAUCAUCAACACGAAAACGAACCUGGCGGAUGUCACGACCAUCGCCAGUGUCAGCACACCACUGCAGACCGACCAGUGGCACGCUGCAGUGCUGGCGCACAACGGCCUCAUCUACGGUAUCCCCUUGUCUGCCAGCUCCGUCCUCAUCAUCAACCCUGCCACAGACACAGCGGACACAACCACACUCGCAAAUGUUGGCAGUGGCAUGAAGAAGUGGCUUGGCGCAGUGACGGGUCAAGAUGGCCGCAUCUACGGUAUUCCCUACGACAGCCCGCACGUGCUCGUGAUCGACCCAAGCACGAACACCUUCGACACCACCAGCGUCGCCACAAACUUUAUGGCCGGUGGUGACAAGUGGGCCGGGGGCGUGCUGCUCGACGACGGCCACAUCCUCGGCAUGCCAAGAGCAGCCCAGAGCGUGCUCUUGAUUGACCCGAGCACGAACACCACGGAUGCCGCCUCUCUGGCCCUGGGCAUGCUCGGUAGCGAAACUGAGCUGCAGUGGAGCGCCGCGGCCCUCGCUGUCGACGGAAAAGUGUACGCCGUUCCUCUUCAGAUCGACGACGUUCUUGUCAUUGACACCUUCUGCAUGCUGUGA